AUGUUAUGCUCAAUGCAAACCACACUACCCUGGUGUCCGUCUACGAGCAACCACGGUGCCUCCCAGAGCCGAGGCGCGUCAGGUCAGGCCCACUUCCACGUCGAGGCAAUUCAGACAGGACGAGGUACCAUCCGCCGGUACACAACCCCUUCGCUGACUUCAGAGAACGAGAUCAAUAUUAGUGCAAAGAUGCCGGCUGGGUCGAGCAUGCCUGUGGCAGACAUUGACGAGGAGGACUCCAGGGCCACCGAUCCAGUCACCGCGGCCGAGGUGCCAAUCGCAAGCAACGAGAACACGCUGGCGGGGCCAGAUGCGGCUGAUGUGGCGGGCUUGUUCGAGGAAGCGAAGGAUGAGGAGGGUAAGACAGCGGUGGCAUCUUCAACGGAGUCUUCUUCUUCGCCGACCGGGGGCGACGGAGGACACAAGUGA
This is a messenger RNA of Ectocarpus siliculosus, 429 nucleotides long. Lineage: Eukaryota; Phaeophyceae; Ectocarpales; Ectocarpaceae. The record is from the annotation of a GenBank genome assembly.